This is a messenger RNA of Adineta ricciae, 2211 nucleotides long. The record is from the annotation of a GenBank genome assembly. Lineage: Eukaryota; Metazoa; Rotifera; Eurotatoria; Adinetida; Adinetidae.
AUGUCGAACGCACAUAUAAGGGGUUGUUUUGUAUUAACUGGAAUAGAUUGGAUGUUGACAAUGAGUCGAAGCUUUUCUCGCGUAAAUGUCAUUCGUGUUCGUCGUGCGAGUUUUCGAAAACAAAAGUGUUAUUCAAAGCGAUCAACAACGAAAGAUAAUCUUACACGUCAAUCAAAUUUGAAUAGUACUCAUUUUUCUAAUGUGUCUGCACCUCGAUCAAUAUCAUUAUCGCAUACUACUAACACGAUUAUCAAAUCACAACAAAAGAAUAUUCAUCAUGAACGACAACAGAUCUCUUCUGUCUGUGAUGAUCAAGACGAGAAUUUAGCCAGUGNUCGAAAACAAAAGUGUUAUUCAAAGCGAUCAACAACGAAAGAUAAUCUUACACGUCAAUCAAAUUUGAAUAGUACUCAUUUUUCUAAUGUGUCUGCACCUCGAUCAAUAUCAUUAUCGCAUACUACUAACACGAUUAUCAAAUCACAACAAAAGAAUAUUCAUCAUGAACGACAACAGAUCUCUUCUGUCUGUGAUGAUCAAGACGAGAAUUUAGCCAGUGCGUUUGGACGAUCUGACAGUCGUCUAUGGUUAAAUCGUACCUGUCGAAUAACACCUUCGAAUAGUCGUGAGUUGUUCAAUGAUGAUUUUAAAAUCGAUUUUGAUGGAAGAUACACAAAUCAAAGAAAGAAACGAAUUAUUCCAGGCAAAGUUCUAUGUAAGUUUGCAUCGUGCGUUUUCUGUUCACUUUUAAUCAUUGCUGGUGUGGUUGGCAUCAUUCUAUAUGCAACGAAUCAACCUAAAAACGAGGCAACAGCUCAACAAUCGCCAUGCACAAUAGGUGCUAUGACUUGCUCGUCACCAAUCUUUUCUUGGAAUAAAACAGGCGUUUGCACGCAAUCUGCACCAUCAUAUCGGUAUUUUAGUUGUUGUCAUCGAGCAAUAUCAACUCAACUAACCAUCGAGUUUCAACUUAUUGAAGAAGUUGGACCAUGGCAUAUUGAUGAUGUUAGUAUUAUGCAGAAUAAUCGAGAACUUCUCAUUAAUGGUGGCUUCGAAUCGAAUUUGACUGGAUGGAUAAUCAUUUCUUCGGCGAAUCUUUCCAUAACACCAUUAGCUUAUUCCUCUGUAUCAGCAGCACACUCAGGUUCAGCUUAUCUGUAUUCAAUGGCAGCCUUAACACCCGAUUACAUAAAGCAAACAGUGAAUGUCGCGCAAAAUCAAGAUGUUAAUGUUAGUUUCUGGUGGUAUGAUGAAGGUGGUGUAGCUGGUUCAACUGAAAAAUGAAAGCGUUUACGUCACAAUGGGAACAGCUCAGCAAGUGCUCAUUCGAUUCGAUUUCGGCCAAUCCUUGUCAAACUAGCUUCUUUGAAAUUCAACCCGAUGACUUCUGAUAACGACGUUGGUAUUAGUAUUGGUUCUAAAACUUACCUGGGGUUUUUACAGCAAGGUGACUAUUUGAUUAAACAAUUUCAAGAUAAUAUUACAGAAGAAAAACAAAUUUCCAAGCAAAUUAUUGACAAAAGCCACGAAGUUCUCAACAAAGCCUAUCGUGAUUAUCUUCAAAUCAAGACAAGAUUUCUUCGAAAAACAAAUGGUCUUAUUAGGAAAGCUUUAACUAAACCACAUGUACGUUACCAUGAAAUUUGGUUGCAAGCUUUUCACAAAGAAGUCGAAAAGUUUAAACAGGUUAUUGAAUCUAUUUUACAAGAGUUAGAUUCUGCUCAAAAAGAAAAUGGCCGAUUAAGAACAAAGUGUCGUUGGCUACUGGGCAGCGCUGCGGUAACAUCAGCUAUUUGUACAACACUUUUAUCUGGACUUAUAUUGCAUUCGUUACCCGCUCGGAUAUGCUCCUUCACGAUCAACGCUGAAAUAAUAGCUAUGGUUAUGGUUGCGCCAGUCGCACUUUUAACAGGUCGUUUUAGUUUUGUUUUUAUUGGCUCAAUGAUGGAGAUUUCUUCGAAUCGUGUAAAGAACGAUCAACGUACAAAUGAAGUACAAAGAUUAAUGAAGAAAUGCUUCUCCUCCUUCGAUAUACAAAAAAGUGGCAACACCAAAGAAGCAUUAAACGAAGCAUGUGAAAAAGCACUGAAUACGCUCCAAAUAUCCAAAAGCAUUUGGGAGAAUGAGGAUACAUUGGAAAUGUUAAAAAAUGAAGGAGAACAGGAAUUGAACAAUCUCACUCAAGAACUUGCUGAUUUUGAAUCCAGACAGUGA